GGCAACGACCCGAUCAACGACAUCAAGCUGCUGUUCAACACCAUCGGCUCCGUCAUCAAGGGCAACGCAAUCGCAAAGCCCGACCGCACCUUCUCCAACCCCGUCGAGUCGCUCAAGCGCUUGUGAGCGCGCGGGGCGGGGACGCUCAGCGGCACGAGCGCACGCGCGCUCUGCGGCUGAGCUGCAGCAGCUGAGCGGCCGCGGUGCGCGGCCGCGACCAUACACUCACGAUGAUGCCGGCAGCCGGAUGGGAGGCGGCGCCGAGCGCGCGGCCGGCGCCACUCCGGCGAACACCGUACUACAUGCGCACUAGCACGAUUGCGAUAUUGUCCAUGUAACCGUGGCACCCGUAGAGAGUCAUUAGCACUCACGUAGAGCGCCACGCGCAUGUGGCUCUUAUUCCGUCGGGGUGUGCCGCCUGUCUUGUCGAAUGAGUUUUGGGAGUAUUUCGAGUAUCGAGAGUA
This is a messenger RNA of Emiliania huxleyi CCMP1516, 464 nucleotides long. RefSeq lists its product as hypothetical. The annotation marks the transcript as partial. Lineage: Eukaryota; Haptophyta; Isochrysidales; Noelaerhabdaceae. The record is from RefSeq and is a predicted model, not a curated record. The transcript has a single exon.